Archocentrus centrarchus (flier cichlid) is the source of this 2828-nucleotide messenger RNA. It is a transcript of the gene sh2b1, whose product is annotated as SH2B adaptor protein 1. Gene Ontology annotation, cellular component: plasma membrane. Lineage: Eukaryota; Metazoa; Chordata; Actinopteri; Cichliformes; Cichlidae. The transcript is spliced from 9 exons. The record is from RefSeq and is a predicted model, not a curated record. Gene Ontology annotation, biological process: intracellular signal transduction. Gene Ontology annotation, molecular function: transmembrane receptor protein tyrosine kinase adaptor activity. Bases 77 to 2689 code for a protein of 870 amino acids.
GCCGUCUGUGCUCCUCCCACACUGAAGUAAUCUGACUGAUCAUCAAGCCACUCAGCGCCUUUCGCCUUUCAGGAGGAUGAACGGCUCGCUUUUAACCCCGCCCAGCCCACGGGCGGCCAACUCCUCCUCCCCUUUACCUCCAUCACCCUCACCCUCUCCGUCCCCGCCUUCUCCUUCCUUGCUGCCCUUAUCAUCACGCCCUCCCCCUCUCCCUCCUCUGGUGAGUCCUCCUCCCCAGGCUCACCCGUCCUCCCUGUCGGACACCCCCACACCGUCACCUUCACCUUGCCUGAGCUGGACCGAAUUCUGUGAGCUCCAUGCCCGCGUUGCAGCCGGCGACUUUGCGCGCCACUUCCGGGCAUUUCUCCUGGAAAACCCCCACUACUCUGCAGACUCUGCUGCCGCCUUCUGCCGUCGCUUCACUGACCGCUUUGUUCGGCAUUUCCAGAGCGAGCUGGAGGGGGCGCUCCCGCCGAGCUGUGCGUCUGCAAGGGAUGAAAUGGUGAGCUGGGCUCCCCAGUCGGAUGCUACAUCUUUAGAAGAGGAAGCUGUCUCACCGCUGUCCGCAACUGGAGUGGUGGUACCCCCGUGUCCUCCAGGUAACACAAGGGGCCCAAAGCCGGCGCCAGCACGACUCGUGUUGGAGAACCGCAGUGGGGACAGGUUUCAGGACUCUUAUGCCCACGGCCAAGUCCUGCCUCCAUCUUCAUCAUCAUCGUGCUGCUCCUCAGUGGGAGGUAACAACGGGCGGCGUGAGGAGAGUCGGGGUGUGAUUGCUCCAGGGAAUGAUGAAGCGCCUGUGGAGGAAGAAGAGGACAGCUGGCUCGGGGUGGCGUCUGUUGGGGAAGAGCCAGAAGAGCGGGAAGCGGACUUAUCAGAGGUGGACAAUGCAGACUCCUCCCACACUCCUCAGAGUCCACCCUCCUCUGUCACUCCUCCUCUCGGUUCCAAGGCGAACAGCACGUCCAGCUCCUCCAAAAACAAGCUGAAGAAACGGUUCUCGCUGCGGAACGUGGGGCGCAGCGUGCGGGGCAGCGUGCGUGGCAUCCUGCAUUGGCGCAGCUCCUCCAGCGACACCGCUCAGAGCCAGCUGCCCUCCAGCUAUAGCUACACCAUGGGAGUGCAGGAUGCCUCCAAGAGGAACUCUGGCACACAGCCUCCUACACCCACCUCCUCCAUGCCUGUCUCUCUGUCCAUGCCCCUCUCUCUUCCUCAUUCCUCCUCCUCCUCGCUGCCCCCUUCAUCGUCGAGCAGCGCCACCUCCCUGUCUGAAGCUGCUCGGGACCGGCGGCGGAGCAAUGGUGAAGGAGGCGAGAAGGAGAAGUGGAGCCAUCGUCUGGAGAAACUCAGAUUGUCACGCUCCCCUCCUCCUGUCCUCACCUCCAUGGCUGCCGGCUUGCAUGCUGCCACUCUGCCUCCGAGCAGCGCCGCCGCCGUGGGUCCUCCGAGGAAGGUAGGCCGACUGGUGCGAGAGGGCGGGGUGAGCGUCAGCUCGUCCAGCGACGAGUUGAGCGGGAGCCACGGCUUCUCCGGCUUCUCGUUCGGUCUGCUACAUCACGGUACAGACAACAAUAAUGCCGCCUCAGCUCCGUCUGCUGCAGCCCAGGCGGCGCCGGUGCAGUCUCUCACCAGCGGGGUCAACGUGCCCUGGAGGGGAGGACGCUGGCACAAAUGUCGCUUGGUCCUGCGAGAGCGGGACAGACAAGGCGGUGAGCGUGGAGAAGAGUACCACCUGGAGUUCUUCAUUCCACCCAAAUCGUCGAAGCCUCGGCUGACCGUCCCGUGCUGCUCCAUCGUGGAUUUGAGGAGCACCACAGCGCUGGAGGUCCCUGACAAGGAGAACACCUUCCUGCUGCAGCUGGACGGGUCAACGCAGUACGUGAUCGAGACCCGAGACGCUGUUCAGAUGAGGGCGUGGCUUAGUGACAUCAGGAACGGCAUGUGUCUCAGUGAGCAGGAAGAUGCUGAAGGUGUGUGUGGGGUGCCGUUAGACAUCAGUGGGACGCCUGAGAUCAGUGACCGCCUUUCACAAGUGUGUUACGGCGGUAUUGGCGGCUCCUCUCCUCUGAUGGAUCCCCUCCCGCCCGAGCUGCCACCUCGAGCCCCUCUCGACGAAUCAGAUGGCCGGAUUCUCGGUGGAGGCGGGGCUGGUCUAGGCACACCUUUUGCUGAGACACCAGAUGCCACAGGGUCCUUCCUCUUCUCUGACGUGACGCCUGUCGAGGCGGUGGAGCACCCGCUCAGCGAGUGUCAGUGGUUCCAUGGGACGCUGUCCCGCCUCAAAGCUGCUCAGCUGGUGCUGGCCGGAGGCCCGGCGAGCCACGGCGUCUUUCUGGUCCGUCAGAGCGAGACGCGGCGUGGAGAAUAUGUCCUCACCUUUAACUUCCAGGGCAAGGCCAAGCAUCUCCGCCUCUCCCUGAACGAGGACGGCCAGUGUCGAGUGCAGCACCUGUGGUUCCAGUCCAUCUUCGACAUGCUGGAGCACUUCCGGGUGCACCCGAUCCCCCUGGAGUCCGGCGGCGCCUCUGAUGUCACGCUCAUCAGCUUCGUGGGAGCCACCGCCGUUCGGCAGCCAGGCCGGGACAGGGCGGGCAGUCGGCCUACGGUCUGUGAUGUCAUCACCACGCGCCAUCCUGACUCUCCAUCAACCCCCAUCUCUGACUGUGUACUUGACCAGCAGACCCCGUAGCCCUCCCCAGCCUCCUCCCCUGCCACCGGGCCGCCCCCCACCCCCGACUCCACCCCAGGAGAGAGGAAGCGAGAUGGAGCUGGGAGGAGGCGUUGGAGCAGCAGCGACUGUGGCGGCGGCGGCAGUCACUGGAGGAGGA